AUGUGCCAAUACGUUGGCAUCUCCUACGUGGAAUGCGGACACGUCCGCUUCCAACUCCACUGCUUCUGCCGCAAGAUGCUCAACCAACUACAACGUAUCAACGACCCCGAAGAGCGCGAGCAGUACGACCUCCCCUUCGACCCGGAUCAGGCCCAGUGUGAGCCCUAUGCGCUCUUUGAUGAGAAUGGCCGCCCCGUAACGAGACAUGGACCCGGUUCGGGCAAUGUGUUGUCGUGGGUGUUCAAUCUUUCGGAGACGUGCCAUGAGUGCGAGGUAAUCGCGGCGGACCAGGAGCAGAGGCAGAAUGAAUACUUGGGGAAUGAGGGCUGA
Messenger RNA from Penicillium brasilianum, 330 nucleotides. The record is from the annotation of a GenBank genome assembly. NCBI's taxonomy places the organism in Eukaryota, Fungi, Ascomycota, Eurotiomycetes, Eurotiales, Aspergillaceae.